Gallus gallus (chicken) is the source of this 4672-nucleotide messenger RNA. RefSeq names its product serine/threonine kinase 38 (gene STK38). The record is from RefSeq and is a predicted model, not a curated record. NCBI's taxonomy places the organism in Eukaryota, Metazoa, Chordata, Aves, Galliformes, Phasianidae. The transcript is spliced from 14 exons. Bases 327 to 1724 code for a protein of 465 amino acids. Gene Ontology annotation, biological process: intracellular signal transduction; peptidyl-serine phosphorylation. Gene Ontology annotation, molecular function: protein serine/threonine kinase activity; ATP binding.
GACGUUCCCGUCUCCCGCCCGCCGGGUCCCUCCGCCGUGAUCGCAGCGCUGCGGUCCGCUCCUCACCGUCCCCUUCCCGAGGGGGGGCUCCGGUAAGCGCCGCCGCCGCCGCCGCCUCUUCCGCGCCCCUCUGCGGGGUGGGGGCAGCAGCGGGGGCCGCUCCUCGCGCCGGGCGGGGCCCUUUGUCCGCUCGGCGGUGCGGGAGCACCUGGCGGCGCUUCUCCUUUCUCCUCCUUUAUUUAUACCCUCCUUCUCCCCCACCUGCGGCUCUUCAAUCGCUCCCGCUCUGCUCCGUGGCAGACGAAACCGAGCGGCGCUCCGCGGCCAUGGCCAUGACGGGCCCGACGCCGUGCUCCUCUAUGAGCAACCACACCAAGGAGCGGGUGACGAUGACGAAGGUGACGCUGGAGAACUUCUACAGCAAUCUCAUUGCACAGCAUGAGGAGCGGGAGAUGAGACAAAAGAAGCUAGAACAAAUGAUGGAAGAAGAAGGAUUGAAAGAUGAGGAGAAAAGGAUCAGGAGAUCAGCGCACGCACAGAAAGAAACGGAGUUCCUUCGCCUGAAGAGAACAAGGCUCGGCCUGGAGGACUUCGAGUCCUUAAAAGUAAUAGGCAGAGGAGCUUUUGGAGAGGUGCGGCUUGUCCAGAAGAAGGACACGGGGCACGUUUAUGCCAUGAAAAUACUGCGUAAAGCUGAUAUGCUGGAGAAAGAGCAGGUUGGCCACAUCCGUGCUGAGCGGGACAUCCUCGUGGAAGCAGACAGCUUGUGGGUUGUGAAGAUGUUCUAUAGCUUUCAGGAUAAGCUGAACCUCUACCUUAUCAUGGAGUUCCUGCCUGGAGGUGAUAUGAUGACACUCUUGAUGAAAAAAGACACGCUAACAGAAGAAGAGACGCAGUUCUAUAUAGCUGAGACUGUGCUCGCCAUUGAUUCUAUUCAUCAACUGGGCUUUAUCCAUCGAGAUAUCAAACCAGACAACCUUCUUCUGGACAGCAAGGGCCACGUGAAACUCUCAGAUUUUGGUCUGUGCACCGGACUGAAGAAAGCCCAUAGAACAGAGUUCUAUAGGAACCUGAACCAUAGCCUUCCCAGUGACUUCACUUUCCAGAACAUGAAUUCCAAACGGAAAGCAGAGACGUGGAAGAGAAACAGACGGCAGCUGGCUUUUUCUACUGUGGGGACUCCGGAUUACAUUGCUCCUGAAGUUUUCAUGCAGACAGGCUACAACAAGCUCUGUGACUGGUGGUCGCUGGGGGUCAUCAUGUAUGAGAUGCUGAUUGGUUAUCCACCUUUCUGUUCUGAGACUCCUCAAGAAACGUACAAGAAAGUAAUGAAUUGGAAAGAGACCCUCACAUUUCCUCCAGAAGUCCCCAUAUCUGACAAAGCCAAGGACCUUAUUUUAAGAUUUUGCUGUGAAUGGGAGCACAGAAUUGGUGCAUCUGGUGUGGAGGAAAUAAAGAGUAAUCCAUUCUUUGAAGGGGUUGAUUGGGAGCAUAUAAGGGAGAGACCUGCUGCAAUUUCAAUAGAAAUUAAAAGCAUUGAUGAUACCUCAAACUUUGAUGAAUUUCCAGAAUCUGAUAUCCUUAAGCCAACAGUGGCAACCAGCAACCACCCAGAGACAGACUACAAGAACAAGGACUGGGUUUUCAUCAAUUACACCUAUAAGCGUUUCGAGGGCCUGACAGCCCGAGGAGCAAUACCAUCCUAUAUGAAAGCAGGAAAGUAAUUAACCUUUACCUGGGACAGCUUCUGAGCCGUGGAAUUCUCUUUUUGUACCUUGGGUUUUUACCCGUAAAUGAACUUUUUUUACUUUUUUAUUUUUUAAAGAAAACUUGAGGGCUAUUACCUCUUGGAGGAGACUUCAGGAUGCUGUUUUGUUACAUACUCUGGCUGUUACUAAGGAUUUGUUCUUUAUUGCACCAUUGCAAACUUCCACAAACUGUAUGCCAUCACUGCUGCAAGUAUGUUCUGCUGCUUCGGGAGCAAGAGUUACAGUUUUCUUUCUAAACUCUUCACCAGAUUGUACAAUCCUUUGGGAGAUGAGAGCAAGCCUUCACGUGACAUUGCAAAGCGUGUGAUGUUCAUGUAGGCCCUUCACCAGUCCUGCAUUAAGUGAUAUACCCAAUCUGCCAAUUCUAUCAGCAGUGUUUUCCUGGUGGCAAAGGACUUCAGUACAGAGGAGACAAAGCAAUAAUUAAAGCUUGAGGCAGACAACUGUGUGGUAAACUAUCUAGGAGGAGACAACUUGUAUUGCCUUAACUUUAGUUUGUAGUGGUAGGUUUUCUUCUUUUUUUAUGAUGCUACUUGGAAGCCUCUUCAAGAGCAUUUCUCAGCUCUGUAGCAGUGGCCUCAAGUUGCAGUGCACUUUACUUUUGGUACUAAAGCAGUGACCCCUCAAAGCCAUUUAAUAUUUUUUUCUAAAUUAAAAACAAUUGCACAGUACUUUUUCUUUUCCAGACAGUGCUAAGAGCAAUUGGCCACUUCUUCCACCAGCUCUCAGUUCCUGUGUGAAAGGACACACCUGUAAGCAAUGCAGAUAAUGAAGACUACAGCUGGAUCCAGAGUUAGUGCAGAGAGAUGGAGGAAAAACUCAUUUCAGCUGAUCAGUGGUGGGUGUGUGGGUCCAGCUGGGUCAGCCAUGGGCUUCCUGCUGCUGCCAUCUGUUGGCCAUUUUGAGACGGGCGUCUUCAUCAGUUAAAUGUAAAAACUUAAGGUAAAAACCAUCUUCUGUGGCCUUCUUGCCCUUGGUUUGGAGCAGAAGCAGCUGUCCCUGUGGUCUCCAAAAGACACAGUGCCUCAUGGGGUCAGUUUGGGGUGGUUGGACCCACAGCCUACUCUACAUUUUUUUGCCUUGUGUCAUUUAUACAAGUUCUGAUCAGGCUGCUCUCUGGGAGAGCCCCAAAGUGCCUUUCCUUGUCCGAACAUCUCUGGGGACACACCUGCAUUUUGGGAGGGAGGAUUCUGCCUCAGCUGAGCUUUUGGUAAUUUCUUUUUUAUAAUCAUGAGCUCCACUUUGCCCCUGUUUCCAGGGGCAGGUGGCAUUACCCUUUGGGCUUGCUUGGUACCAGUCUUGUAAUUUGCAAUUAGAUGUUCUCAAAAUUGUAAUGAGGUCUCUAAAAGCAUUUAUCAGUUACAACUGUCUUCAGGUUGUUGAACCUUUGUUGGUGCUGAACACUAAUGGCAUAGUAGGGCCAGAAAAGCUAUUUAGAAACAAAAUAAAAGAGAGCAGUGUUUCAAAGUAAGAGGAAAGUUCUGUUACACUUAGUCCUAACUUUCUAGAUUAGGAAAUAAAAGAAAAUAGGGUUUGUUGUGAUUUUUUUUCAUAGGUGCUUUUAAGGACUUUUCACCUAGAUGUCUUUUGAAUUGAGUGCCAAUGUGAGGGCCUGAAAGUUGUCUGUAUGUAGCUAAGACUGAGUGGUGACUCGCUGCAUCCUCUCCCCAACCACCCCCGUGCUUUUGGGAUGUGUCCCAGGAGUUGAACUAUUUGCCAUAAGCAGCUUAGAUACCAGCUGGAUCCUAGAAAAGCUGAAAUGCAAGGACAGCCUUAACAGAAGCACCAGGAGCACUGUAGUCAGUAGACAUUACUCCUGAAUAAGGGCUAACUGAAGUAAUGAUUACAGGAGCUGGCUUUGUGUCAGCUGUCAGUAACAUGACAUCCUCCCCUCCUCUUUAUUUUCAGUAGGGGGCUGAUAGCUACUUCUCAAAUUGUCCUGUCCUCAUCCUGCAGUUUAUUUUGAACCAUUGGAAAAUGUUGCCUUAUAAACCGCUAGGAAAGUGAGAGGUAUUAAUACUUAAAAAUUCCCAACAGCUUAGUUACUGCCUUAACCCUUAAGAAAGCAAAAUCCUUUGAAGCUGCAGUGGAUGAGAAUAAAGGAUUUGGGGACAGGAGUGACAUUAUUAGCCCUUUACUAAAGGGACUGGGCAUGUUAUUUAUAAAUACCAAAGAUAAGAGAGUGGUACAGCUUCUAAGUUGUGACAACUUGCUGUGAGAAUCUCUAUAAUAAUACAUAUUGUGCAUUUUCGUGUAUGUGUUUUUAAAGUCUGAAACCUCAGUUUUGAGUUAAAGCUUUUAUAAGGUGUAAGGAACGGUUGGGUACCUCAUUUCUGUGCCUUUCAGUAGGAGCCACAGGGCUGCAUAUAAUCCUCUGAAAGCCUUGGACAUCCCUUCCCAGUAGUAGGCCUUGUAGCACAGUUGCAGCUGCGUCCUGUUACAGGUGCUGACCAACCGCCUGUUGUUUCCAGGAGCUGUACUUUCAGAUUUCUGUAUGACUGUUUCCUCCCUGUGUUAGCCAAACCUUUCUAUUAGCUGCUGGUUUGUGCAUUGAGCUCGUGUAUCUCAGCUCUCUUUUCAAGCUGUUAGCAGGACUGUGUUUGUUGAUUGCAUUUUUUUACCCAGCUGGACUUCUAGGAAAGAUCCUAAUCUGAACUUGAAUUGUGCUGUCACUUCGUCUUUCUAUCAUGCCUAGCAUAAACUUGCACCAAGUGUUUCUUAUCACUGUGCCCUGACUCUGCCUUAAGCUGUAAUUUGAAAAAGUGUUUUCUGUAAAUACUUAAAAGCUCUUACUAAAUUGCACUGUAAAAUUUGGCAGAUGAAUUGUGCGAGGGCAGGGGAGCCAACUUUGUAUGGAACGAUCUUUGCAUUCGGGUAUGUAAAUAAAAUCCUCUUAGUAAACA